AUGCGCCUUCAAUCGUUUCGCUUCAAAGUCGUCCACAUAGCGGGGAAAAUCAAUAUCGCGGACCCACUCUCACGGCUUCCGCAGUUCAAGAACUGCACAACCUACGAUCGAUUCGGUGAGGAAGCAAUUCUUACCGUUACGGAACAGGCGAGACCCGUGGCACUGUCGGUGGAAGAUGUAAUCCGUCACUCAUUGGCGGACCCUUUGCUGGCUGCACUAAAGGAGGCUAUGUUGACAAACCGUUGGACCGAAGAGUUGAAAAAGUUCGCACCAUUUAAAAACGAAAUCUACAGCUGCAACGAAAUGGUAAUGCGUGGUGACAGAAUGAUUAUACCUCAGAGUCUACAAAAGAGAGUUCUGACACUGGCGCACAUUGGACAUCCCGGUAUAGAGCGAUCAAAGCAGCGUUUAAGAUCUAAAGUGUGGUGGCCGUCUAUGGACAAGGACGUGGAAAAAGCUGUACGAAGUUGUUUAGAUUGCCAGAUUGUGGGAGGAACUUCACCACCGGAACCGAUGGCAAUGCGAGAAUUGCCUGAAAAUCCAUGGGAAACAUUGUGUAUGGAUAUUCUGGGUCCACUGCCAUCUGGAGAAUCUCUUUUAGUCGUCGUGGAUCUGUACAGCCGAUUCAGAGUAGUGGAGGUUCUGCGUCAAACUGCUUCGAAGGACAUUAUUGGUAAACUCCAUCCUCUGUUCAUGCGAAUGGGGCUGCCAUGCAGAUUGAUGAGCGACAAUGCAGCAAAUUUUAGCAGCAAAGAGGUGCAGGACUUUUGUGAAGAGCUUGGAAUCCAGCUUCGCCACACCACACCUUACUGGCCACAAUCAAAUGGCGAAGCCGAACGCCAAAAUCGAAGUAUCUUAAAAAUCUUGAAAAUUGCUGAGCUGAACCGGUCCAACUGGAGGAAGGAUUUGGAAGAGCAGAACUAUGUGUAUUCCCUCACUCCACAUCCAGCGACAGGGAAAUCCCCAGCGGAGCUAAUGUGCGGUCGAAAAUUUCGGGACUGGAUUCCACAGAUCACCCAAGCCAAUAACGCAGCGGACGAGGAGAUCAGGGACAACGAUCAGGCGUAUAAAUAUCGAUCCAAGGUGUAUGCUGAUGCAGCAAGGAAUGUAAGAGAGGCAGAUCUACGAGAAGGAGACCAAGUCCUAAUGAAAAAUCUGCAUCCUGCGAACAAACUAGCUUCGACGUACCUACCUACUCCUGCAACGGUUAUUAGCAAGCACGGUAACGCCGUUACUGUAGAAACGCCUGAGGGAAUCAGAUACCGCCGAAACUCAAGCCACUUGAAGAAGCUGCCAACAGUAGCUGACGGCGACGACGACACAGGAGAAGAUACAUCAUGCUGGUCAACUCCGAUGCAGCAAAGCACUCCGAUCAACACGAGCCAGACGGAGCAACGGCGAGGAUCAGUUCUAACUUCAUCCGGGACAGCAGAACCAACUACACUCUAA
This is a messenger RNA of Uranotaenia lowii, 1449 nucleotides long. RefSeq lists its product as uncharacterized. Gene Ontology annotation, biological process: DNA integration. Gene Ontology annotation, molecular function: nucleic acid binding. The coding region runs from base 1 to 1449 and encodes 482 amino acids. The record is from RefSeq and is a predicted model, not a curated record. NCBI's taxonomy places the organism in Eukaryota, Metazoa, Arthropoda, Insecta, Diptera, Culicidae. The transcript has a single exon.